AAUUUCAGGCGAGAGACGGUCGAAACGCUAAAGGAAGGGGACCGCCCCUGUAGCCUAUUAGUCCUCGAAAAGGCACCUCCCCGCCAACCACUUUCUUUAGCCGACUCUGCGGAGCACUUUCCGAUCUGAAGUACACCUAACUUUCUGCAGAGCCCUUUCAGCCCUGAUUCGUCUUCAAACUAAAAUUAUCGGUCAUUUGGGAUAAAAUGACUCUGCGAGUUGUAAUGGAAGGUCCCGGGCCAUGGGGGUUCCGGCUGGUUGGUGGGAAGGACUUUGAACAACCUUUGACCAUAUCACGGGUCACGCUCGGCAGCAAAGCAGCCCAGGCCAAUCUGUGCACGGGGGACAUGAUCCUGGCCAUCGACGGGGAGCCCACGGAGGGCAUGACUCACCUGGAGGCUCAGAACAAGAUCAAGAGCUGCACGGACGAAAUGGUCCUGUCCGUCGACAGGUCCGAGUCCAAGAUGUGGUCCCCGCUGUCGUCAGAAGGGGGAAAAACGAAUCCAUAUAAGAUGAACCUGGCGUCCCAACCUCAGGAGGUGAAGCCCAUUGGCGCGGCGCACAACCGCAGCGCCCUGCCCUUCGCCACCGCCGGCUCCUCCCCCAAAGUGGUCACCAACCGCUACAACAGCCCCAGCGGCCUGUACUCCUCCGAGAACAUCCAGACCUUCCACAGCGCCGUGGACGACGCCAAGGCCAGUGCCGCCAACCCCCCGGAGCCCAGCAAAAAUGGUGCGGACGCUGCCCCUGCCAUGCCUGUGGUAGUCGCUGACUCUGAGGUCUAUAAGAUGCUGCAGGAGAAUCAGGAGUCCGAUGAGCCACCGCGACAGUCUGCUUCCUUUAAAGUGCUGCAGGAGAUCCUGGAGUCAGGAGACGCAGACAAGCCCUCGGGCUUCCGCAGCGUCAAGGCGCCCACCAACAAGAUGGGAGCGUCCGUGGGGAACGCGGACAAACUGCCUGUCUGCGACAAGUGCGGCUCUGGCAUCGUGGGCAUGCUGGUCAAACUGAGGGACAAGUUCCGGCACCCGGACUGCUACGUGUGCGCGGACUGCGACGUCAACCUCAAACAGAAGGGACACUUUUUCGUGGAGGAUCAGAUCUACUGCGAGAAGCACGCCAGGGAGCGGGUGACGCCGCCCGAGGGCUACGACGUGGUCACCGUGUUCCCCAAAUAGACCGCUCCCUCGCUCCCUCGCUCGCCCGCGCCCGCGCACGCACACGCCGCUCCCCCCCCCCCCCCCGAAAAAAACAAGCGGAAACGCGCUCGCUAACCGGCCGGCCGCGCGUCGGCCCGCCGACCCGUCUGCCCCGCAAGCUUUAGAGCGGCGUCGGAUCGCGUCGGCCCGCCCGACCGUUUCACCCCCCUGAACACCGCUGGGUUUACUGCCAAAAACCUGUCCCCUCAAUGUGCCAUUUUCAGGAGCCACAGCCCCCCCCCCCCCCGCCCCCCCACUCCAUUUAGUAAAACAGCAAUGUGGUUUUAGUCUCAUUGGGGUUUCGAACCUGUCCGGUUAGUUACGAGUUUUGUAUUAUUUGAGUUAUGAGUUACAUUCCAGUAAAUGGAGCAAAACUUUCAACGAGUGGCGAUACAAAGACACAAAAUGGACGCUGUAGGUUUUCUGACGCCCAGAAUGUUUUUUUUUUUUUGGAUUUCGCGAGUAAACCUGACUGCUCCGGUCCGGUGACUGUUUCAGGGACAGCCGGCGAGUGUGGGCAGGUUUGUUUAUCUCUGCUUACAUACAUUUCUCUACUGUAGCACAUGGAACAGUCUGUCUGCCAUUAGUAGCUUAAGUGAAGUUUUGCCUUUAGUUAAAAAACUGACGGUGAUUCUGACUUUUGAGAGCAGGAAGCCCGGGUCUUGUGAAAUAUCUGAGAGCGAUUCAGCCUGCGAGGUCAGAUAUCUGCUUUGGCACAGUUAUCUUCUAUACAGAACAAUACUGCCUUCUUUCAAAGUGCUGUCCAUAUUGCAAACAUACAAUCAAAUAAAUCUUUUUUUAAACCAAAA
Molecule: messenger RNA, 2005 nt
Organism: Anguilla rostrata (American eel)
Lineage: Eukaryota; Metazoa; Chordata; Actinopteri; Anguilliformes; Anguillidae
Gene: pdlim1
Product: PDZ and LIM domain 1 (elfin)
Exons: 7
Coding region: 207-1175 (322 amino acids)
Biological process (GO): actin cytoskeleton organization; muscle structure development; heart development
Cellular component (GO): stress fiber; adherens junction; filamentous actin
Molecular function (GO): actin binding; muscle alpha-actinin binding
Source: RefSeq, a predicted model, not a curated record